AUGUGGCCGCCGGAGGACUUGGAGGAUGUUUCCCUUGAAUCUCCGAGCGAGGAUACUGACGAGGACUGGGAGAAAGUCGACCCCCAUCACGAUGCGCCCAACACCCCAUCCUCCACGGCGGAGGAAGCCCCGCGACACGAGUCCACAGAUGCCGAGAGUGAGGAGGAGGAAAAUGCCCGCUCCCAGGGUGAGCUCGUGCCCCGGCGCAAACCCGGUGGUUACGACAGCCGCGUAGAGCAGAUGCUCUACGAAAAUCCCGAGCUGCCUAUCUUGAUUACUGACGCCGGGAAAAGCUCGGAGAGCGGGCGGUAUAUCGUCUACACCAUCAAGACAGGAGAGCUUAUGGUGCGCCGGCGCUACUCAGAGUUUGCCUCCCUCAGGGAUGCGCUAACAAGGCUGCACCCAACCCUCAUCAUACCGCCCAUUCCAGAGAAGCAUACCAUGGCCGAUUACGCCGCGAACCCAACGAACGCAAAGCAGGAUCAACAGAUAAUCGACCUGCGGAAGCGCAUGCUCGCGGUGUUCCUGAACCGAUGCCGUCGGAUGGAGCAGGUGCGAACAGAUGGUGUUUGGUGGAGGUUUCUUGACCCGAAUUCGAGCUGGAGUGAGGUGUUGCACUCCCAUCCCCUGGCGUCGAUCCCCAAAUCAAUCAUGAAGGCGCCUCCUCUAGACCCCGCCAACCCUACUCCUGGCCACGAGUUUCUCCCCGUUCCAGGCAAUUCGGCAAGGCUGAAGUCCGUCCCUGCUCCAUCUGUAGCAGACAGCACAACCGGUACGCAGGUCUUCGCUCGUUUCCCACCGGAAAGCAGCUCCCUGAGCGAGCAUGAGCUCGACCCUUACUUCACCGCGUUCGAGGCGUCUAUCAGGGAACUGGAGGCGCUCCUCAUGGGCUCCAUGGAGAAGGUCAACCGGCGGACACUUAGCCAUUUGUCGUCUUUGGCCUCCGACCUGUCUGAAUUGGGUGCCAGAUACAACGCUUUCGCUCUCUCGGAACCGGCCCCAUCACUCGCGCCCGCGAUCGAGAGGAUAGGGCAAGCAGCCGAUUCAUCAUAUAUCGCCACCGAAGAGUUAUCGACCUCGCUGGGGGCGAGUUUUGCCGAGCCGAUGCGCGAGAAUGCUCAGUUCGCAGGCGUCAUUCGCAGCGUGUUACGGUAUCGACUAUUGAAGCGGGUGCAACAAGAGAUGACGAACGACGAGCUCAACAAAAAGAAGAUGCUGCUGGACCAACUGGAGCAAAGCGAGGCUGAAGCCAGAAGGAUUGAGGAGUACCUAAGUGGUAGCCAGCAAGUACAACCACCAAGGCGCUCGACCAGUACGAGGGAACCGCCGGCCCAUCGCCGCGAUGUCGGUAACGAGGACACCGCGUCGAUUGACUCGGAUUUUCCCCCGACACACGGUGAUUUAUCCUCGGCGCCGUCCGCUAACGUCGGAGCACCGGAGAGGCCUGCUGCUGCUCCAAGCCAUAGAAAGGCACCAAGCGCGGCAUCGAUUACCGGUAGGAUCUUUGGUCCUAUUCGGCAUGCUGUCCAGGGGGUGGUGGACGCCGAUCCGGAGAAGACGCGACGUGACACGAUUACUAGGACGAGAGAGUCGAUUGCUCAGCUUGAGCAGGCAAGGGUUGCGUCGGCUCAGGAUGUCAAGGAUGCGAGCGCAAGCAUUCUCAAGGACCUGAAGAGGUUUCAAGGAGAGAAGGAGGAUGAUUUGAAGCGGUAUAUGCUUGCCUACGCGAAGAGUCAGAUUGAAUGGGCGAAAAAGAACAAGGAGACAUGGGAGGAAGCAAAGGCAGAGGUUGAGAAGAUCGACGAGUCGUAG
Chaetomium strumarium is the source of this 1812-nucleotide messenger RNA. RefSeq lists its product as uncharacterized. Lineage: Eukaryota; Fungi; Ascomycota; Sordariomycetes; Sordariales; Chaetomiaceae. The record is from RefSeq and is a predicted model, not a curated record. The coding region runs from base 1 to 1812 and encodes 603 amino acids. The transcript has 4 exons. Gene Ontology annotation, biological process: retrograde transport, endosome to Golgi. Gene Ontology annotation, molecular function: phosphatidylinositol binding.